Molecule: messenger RNA, 3318 nt
Organism: Adineta ricciae
Lineage: Eukaryota; Metazoa; Rotifera; Eurotatoria; Adinetida; Adinetidae
Source: the annotation of a GenBank genome assembly
AUGGUUAUAAAGCACAUCCAUUCAUGAUCCAUUCGCCCUACUUUUUCACAGCUAUUAUCAAUCUUUGUCAUAAAACAAUCCGAAUGUAUCAUGAUGUUGUACGAACGAAAUAGUACUAUAGCCACGAAUCAGUGUCAUACAUUCGAUACCGGUAAAACACUUCUCAAUUUCGAUUGCCAUUCCCUCGCCCUCAAUGAUCAAGAAACACGUCUUCUACUCGUCAGUAGCCACAGCUUAGCAUUCAUCAAUCUUGAAACAAUCUCCUUGCCGUACGACCAUUCUUCUCACAAUGAUACGAAUGCCUUUACGACAUCAUUAUCCGAUAUUACUUUUUUGUCAUUAUUUGAUGAGUGCAACAUUAAUCGGCCUAUUGUUGACUGGAAUCAUUCGGAACCGAAUCAGUAUGCUGUUGCGAUCGAUCGUCUUGUUCGAAUAUAUGCAGUUGAUCAUUCACGUGUCAACGAAACGAAUACUUUCAUUGAUUCACAUCAUCAGCGACCCAUUUCAACUAUUUCUUACUCACCCUGUGAUCCUUCAUGGCUGUUGACAGGUUCACUUGAUGGGCAAAUUCAAGUUUGGGAUACUCGAUUUCAUUCAGCGAAAAAUCCUGCUAGUCUGAAAUUUUCAGUCUCAACACCGUUCAGUAUUCGUCGCAUCCAGUGGUCGUCGAACACAGCGGAGAACUGUAAUCAUUUGGCAGUUCAAUGUGAUCGAUGCAUACGAGUCUACGAUAUACGAAAAGCUGAUUCGUACCUAUUCUCGUCCACCGAUCUAGAACAUGCACAACGCAUCACUUGCAUGGAUUGGACAAAACAACGCUCUUCGAUUGCAACGCUUUCAUUAGAUCAAUCAAUUAGAAUAUUUUCGGCAAAUGGUCAACUCAUGUCGGAAUCAAUAACAUCUGAGCAUUCUUUCUACUCAUUUAGUAAACUUUGUACAACUGAGUAUGAUAAUUUGUUUGUUUGCGCGGCUCGAGAUACUAGCUCCUCGACGCACGGAUUUGUUGGUUGGCGUUGUGAUGAAGAUCAAUAUUUAAGACCACUAACGGAUCAUAUUUUAACGGCGACUUCGUCAGCAAUUGUUGAUUUUUGUCCUGUAAGCAAUCCUCGGUUUUUGAAUUUAUUUACAAACUCACCAACUUCACGUAUGAAUGACGAAUCUGCGAAUCGUUUUGUUUUACUUACAUGGUGCCGCGAUGGACAUCUAUCUGUGAUUGACAUGGAUUCAACGUUUCGACAAGCAUGGCUAACCCAACAAGUACGAAAUAAGCCAACGAGUCUGUCUGAUUCAUCGAAUUCGGUCGGUAUGCCACGAACACCAUCGAAUUCAUCUCGACAACCAGCAAUGAGUCGACAUAGUUCAACUUUAAUGCCGAUGGAUUCUAUCAAAGAUGAAGUCACCGACAAUGGAGAAAUCGACGAAGAAGAUGACGAUAACGCAUUUCAAGGAACAUCGAUUUCACCACCGAAUACGAUGGAAUCGUCCAAUGCAAGCGAUGAUAGUGACUAUCAAAUGUCGCCCGAUGUAACUAAUGACACAAUUACAGAAGUGACUGUUGCAAAUGAAUUAAACUCUUUGCAUGAGGUUUAUAAGCCGUAUAUCUCUGUCGAGGGAAAAGACGAACAGCGUCGUAUGUGUGUACUCCAAUGUAAAUAUCCAUUGGAUCAUAAUUUCACAUUUCGAAUUUAUUUGUCUCUGUCUCGUCACUAUCCGAUCAUCUCGCAGCUGUUCGUCCGAUUUAAAACGCCUACAACACAUAACAAUCAACGUUUUAAAUCGUUUCAAUCACGUAUCCAAAUGAUGCUCGAAGAAACAUCCUACGAUCGUUUCUAUAGCGGACAGUUAUGCUUACACCGAUGUUUAGUCAAACUUCAGAGUUUAUUCGAUACGUAUUAUAAACAAGAAGAGUUCUUCUCGACGAUAGCUACCACUGCAAAUGCUUCGAAUAAAAAACGUGACUCGUCGUUAACUAAUUCAGAAAUCGAGUCAGUAAACGGAUUGUCUCAAGGCAAUGCCAGUAAUAACGGUACGAACAAUGCAGCCAGUCACAGUUCGAAUCGACUGUGUGGUGUUUCAUCAUCAUCGACACGUACAAGUGAUAGUCAGAUAUCUAGUGCAUCUGUCGUUCAAUGUAUAGGACGUACAUGUGGUGCUCAUUUCUCUGGUGCAACACAUUUAAUAUGUUUUGGUCGAGCAUCGAAUAACCAACAAACGAACACCGCAACAAUAUUGAACACAUUGAAUGACUCGACGUUGAAUCGAUCGCAGCCCUUACCUAUGCGUUCCACGAGUUUAACUGUAGCUAAAAGUCGAGAAAAUUCCGCUUCUGUUGAUCAAUCAAAUUAUCGACCGCCAACAACAGGAACAAUGCAAAUUCAACAAGCACCUAGUAAUCAUCGUCUACCAAUGUUUUCAGCACCUGUUCGUUCGACAAUAGGUGCAGCUAGUUUUCACGAUCGUCAACGUUCGUUAUCCUAUCGCCGUUCUAUUGGUCAUUUGAUUCAUCCGUCUUCAAAAGUAGCGAUAUAUGAUGUCUCUAUCCUGUUACCCGUCAGCCGAAAACUAGCGGACGACUAUAAAAUUGAUCUGGCGAAUCCACUCGACAUGUCUGAAACGAACGAACAAAUUACCCAAGAAAUGGGUAAAGAUGAUUUAGCACACUGUUGGCGUUUACUUGGUGGACUGUUAUCCAUCCAACCAAACUUGGAUCCUAAUGAUUCUUGGUUUCAAACGCCCAUUGCACAAGGUUUAAUCAAACAUCUCGUAUCGAACUAUGUUAUCAAUGGUGAUAUACAAUCUUCUAGCAUGUUCCUGCUAGCAAUGUCGCAAACACCGUUUUCGAAAAUCAAAGUUCGCUCACAAUUAGUUAAUGAGCAUAAUCACGAUCCAAUUCUGUAUGCUUAUGCAAGUUUAUUACAUCGGUGGAGACACUUUUACAAACGCACGCAAAUCCUAUCUCAGAUAGAGCAUAACUGUCAAUCACCAGCACCAUUCAAUCAAUUGACUCCCAAUCCGACCGCGGCAUCGGUCAAUAUCAUUUGUUCGAUUUGUUUACAACCCGUUCUCGGGCAGCAUUUUCUCUGUGCUGUUUGUGGUCAUGGUGGACAUCUUACACAUAUGCACGAUUGGUUCUCAUCCGAUGAAUUAAAACAUCGAUUCUGUCCAGAAAAAGAUUGCACAUGUCGAUGUAUUACUAAACAGCAAGAACUACUAACAAUGGCUCCUACUCAAGCACAGCAGCAGCAACAACAGACGCCGAUAAUGGCGUCACGGUCUUAUUUCACUCGUCAACCAUCAGGCGGCGUACGUCCUUUAUAA